AUGUCGUCGUUCAAACGUAAAACACUAUCAGGUCGGGCUACCCUUCCCCAAGGCACUCGCCUUUCCCCAUUUUCCACUUCCACCGUAAUAACUUCAACUGGGAUACCCUCACUUGAUGAUAUUCUCGGUGGGGGACUACCCUUGUCCUGCUCUCUCGCUGUUCUCGCUCCCGAUCAUCAUUCGGCAUACGGAGAACUAGUGCAGAAGUACUUCGUAGCGCAAGGUCUUGCGUCUGGUCAGAAAGUCUGCAUUAUCCAUGACGAACCCCUGAGAUUUGCAAGGGAGGGCAUCUGGAUGGCAGGGAGUACUCUAUCGACGCCUGCACAAGCCAGUACAGCUGAGGAUGUGGACGACGAGAAAGCGAGUCAGCAUGAUGAUAAGAUCAAGAUUGCCUGGCGUUAUGAGCAGAUGAAGAAGUUCCAGACCACAGUCUCGUCCAACUCUCUUAAUGACGAUUUCUGCAUAGCAUUUGAUUUAACUUGCAGGAUCCCCACUGCAGCCCUCGAUGCUGCAAGACAGUCUGCUCAGCUGAUCCCGAUUGAUGUCGAUAUAUCUGAGGAUGGCACGGCAGUAAUCGAGCAGAUCGAGGAGCUACUGUCGAACGACACAAACGCACACGCUGUUCGAGUAUGUAUCCCUGCUUUAGGAUCGCCCCACUGGGGCGACAUGCAACCACCAACUGUGUUGACCUUGCUGCACUCGCUUCGAAGGCUCCUGCAUCGAUAUCCAAACGCUUGCGCUUCACUAUCUCUCGCCCCUCAUAUGUGUACGGAUACAUGGGGAGGACCUGGGUGGGUUCAAAAAGUGGGGUGGCUAACUGAUGCAGCAAUCUCGAUGUCGGCAUUUGGGGCUGACCCCUCGCUGUCUUCUCUUUUCCCUUCCCAUCACGGCAUCGUUCAAAUUCUUACACUUCCGGCCCCCCAUACCAUUCUCCCAGCCAGUGAUAAAUAUUCCACUCUCCGCGGCCUGUCAUCGGCUGCAGGGACAAUGGGUGGAAGCGGAGAAAAUAACCUCGCUUUCAAGUGCAUGCGCAAACGUCUUAUCUUUGAGACACUACAUCUGGACUUGGAAGGUGGUGUGACCGAGCGGCGGACGACACCUGCCUCGAGUGCUAUGGCCCUGGAUGCCGGCAUGGCGCAUGAAACGAUACCCGCCACUAUCCUCGCCACUGAAGGCAGAAAGGGUUCCCUUGCAACCGUGGAGGUUGAAUUUGAACAUUCCAAGGACGUAGGGUCUGAUGGGCCUACUCGGGCUAUGGCCGAUAUUACUGCUGAUGACUCUCUUGUUCCUGCAAAGCCAAAGAAGCCAAAGAAAAAGGUGGCAUUCCGUUCGGAACGUCCUGAUUUGUAUGAUUUUUGA
Suillus subaureus is the source of this 1359-nucleotide messenger RNA. RefSeq names its product PAXNEB-domain-containing protein. Lineage: Eukaryota; Fungi; Basidiomycota; Agaricomycetes; Boletales; Suillaceae. The transcript is spliced from 4 exons. The coding region runs from base 1 to 1359 and encodes 452 amino acids. The record is from RefSeq and is a predicted model, not a curated record. Gene Ontology annotation, cellular component: elongator holoenzyme complex; cytoplasm; transcription elongation factor complex. Gene Ontology annotation, biological process: tRNA wobble uridine modification.